UUUCCUGCAGUAGUUUGUGUCUCUGCCCCUCCCACAAUGGGGAGAUUUCCCGCAGUAGUUUGUGUCUCUGCCCCUCCCACAAUGGGGAGAUUUCCCUGCAGUAGUUUGUGUCUUUGCCCCUCCCACAAUGGAGAUAUUUCCCCCAGUAGUUUGUGUCUCUGCCCCUCCCACAAUGGGGAGAGUUCCCUGCAGUAGUUGUUUGUCUCUGCCCCUCCCACAAUGGGGAGAGUUCCCUGCAGUAGUUGAUGUCUCUGCCCCUCCGACAAUGCAGAGAUUUCCCCCAGUAGUUUGUGUCUCUGCCCCUCCCACAAUGAAGAUAUUUCCCCUAGUAGUUUGUGUCUCUGCCCCUCCCACAAUGGGGAGAGUUCCCUGCAGUAGUUGGUGUCUCUGCCCCUCCGACAAUGCAGAGAUUUCCCCCAGUAGUUUGUGUCUCUGCCCCUCCCACAAUGGUGGGAUUUCCCGCAGUAGUUUUGUCUCUGGCCCUCCCACAAUGGAGAGAUUCCCCCCAGUAAUAUGUGUCUUUGCCCCUCCCACAAUGGAGAGAUUCCCCCCAGUAGUUUGUAUCUUUGCCCCUCCCACAAUGGAGAGAUUCCCCCCCAGUAGUAUGUGUCUUUGCCCC
Messenger RNA from Staurois parvus, 619 nucleotides. The record is from the annotation of a GenBank genome assembly. Lineage: Eukaryota; Metazoa; Chordata; Amphibia; Anura; Ranidae.